Molecule: messenger RNA, 4329 nt
Organism: Hippoglossus stenolepis (Pacific halibut)
Lineage: Eukaryota; Metazoa; Chordata; Actinopteri; Pleuronectiformes; Pleuronectidae
Gene: afg3l2
Product: AFG3-like AAA ATPase 2
Exons: 17
Coding region: 146-2524 (792 amino acids)
Biological process (GO): protein-containing complex assembly; mitochondrial protein processing
Cellular component (GO): membrane; m-AAA complex
Molecular function (GO): metalloendopeptidase activity; ATP binding; zinc ion binding
Source: RefSeq, a predicted model, not a curated record
ACAUGUGACCGUCCGUGAAGAAGCAAGGGACGUAAAGAUGGCGGAGCGGGCUGACGACGGGACAGUAACACAGAAGUUGGGUCUUGUGUAACGGUUGAUGUUGUAGUUUUUGUGCCGGUCAGUGUCGGUGUGUGACCGGGGGAGGAUGGCCCACCGCUACCUGCGGCUGUCCGCGGGCUGCCGGAGCGUGUUCCGGCUGUUGCUGCCCUCCAAUGCUCCGGCCAGACUGGUGAUGUUCUCGACCACAGCUGGACAGGUAGGCAGUGGGCGGAGCCUGCUGACAGAGCUGCUGGGAGCAUACAGGAAUCAGAGCUCCAAACCCCCUAAAGGUUUUGAAAAGUAUUUUCCAGAUGCUCAGAAACCUGUGAAUAAGUCUGAGACUGAAGCUGCAGCUAAAGAAACUAAAGCUGCUGAUGCUCCAAGAACCUCCGGGAGGGGGGGAGGGGGGGGUGGAGGAGGAAAACGAGGAGGUCGUAAGGAGGAGUCUCACUGGUACAGUCGUCUGCAGAAGGGGGACGUUCCCUGGGACGACAAAGAGUUUCGUAUGUACUUCCUGAGCGGAGCAGCGUUCUGGACCACCGUCACAUAUUAUUUCUUCUUCAGGGAUGGAGGUCGGGAGGUCACCUGGAAGGACUUUGUCAACAACUACCUGUCUAAAGGAGCGGUGGAACGACUGGAAGUCGUCAACAAACGUUAUGUCAAAGUGAUUUUCUCUGCGGGGAAGACGCCUGUGGACGGAUACAUCUGGUUCAAUAUCGGCAGCGUGGACACGUUUGAGCGGAACCUGGAGACGGCGCAGUACGAGCUCGGCAUCGAGGGAGAGAACCGCCUGCCAGUGGUUUAUUCCACAGAGAGCGACGGCACGUUUCUACUAAGCAUGCUCCCCACGGUACUCAUCAUUGGCUUCCUGCUGUUCAUGCUGCGGCGGGGUCCGGCAGGGGCGGGGCGUCCAGGCCGGGGGAUGGGUGGACUCUUCAGCGUCAGCGAGACGACGGCGAAGAUCCUGAAAGAUGAGAUCGACGUGAAGUUCAAAGACGUGGCGGGCUGCGAGGAGGCGAAGCUUGAGAUUAUGGAGUUUGUCAACUUCCUGAAGAACCCGAAACAGUACCAGGACCUCGGUGCCAAGAUCCCCAAGGGCGCCAUCUUGACGGGUCCUCCAGGAACAGGAAAGACUCUUUUGGCCAAAGCGACGGCCGGCGAGGCCAACGUCCCAUUCAUUACUGUCAAUGGCUCUGAGUUCCUGGAGAUGUUUGUGGGCGUCGGUCCAGCGAGGGUGAGGGAUCUGUUUGUCAUGGCGAGGAAGAACGCCCCCUGCAUCCUCUUCAUCGAUGAGAUCGAUGCUGUGGGACGAAAACGUGGACGAGGAAACCUUGGAGGACAGAGUGAGCAGGAAAACACUCUGAACCAGCUGCUGGUGGAGAUGGAUGGUUUCAACACAGCGACCAAUGUGGUGGUUCUGGCAGGAACCAACAGACCCGACAUCCUGGACCCGGCUCUGAUGAGACCCGGACGCUUCGAUAGGCAGAUCUACAUCGGUCAUCCUGAUAUCAAAGGUCGAGCCUCCAUCUUUAAAGUUCACCUGCGUCCUCUGAAACUGGAGACAAACAUGGACAAAGACGCCCUGGCUAGGAAGAUGGCCGCCCUCACACCCGGAUUCUCAGGUGCUGACAUUGCCAACGUCUGCAACGAGGCGGCUCUGAUCGCUGCUCGCCACCUUUCAGACGCCAUUAACCAGAAACACUUUGAACAGGCCAUCGAGAGGGUCAUCGGAGGUCUGGAGAAGAAGACUCAGGUGCUGCAGCCAGAGGAGAAGAAGACGGUGGCGUAUCAUGAAGCCGGCCACGCGGUCGCUGGAUGGUUCCUGGAACAUGCCGACCCACUGCUAAAGGUGUCCAUCAUCCCCAGAGGGCGGGGCCUGGGUUAUGCUCAGUACCUGCCUAAGGAGCAGUACCUGUACACCAGAGAGCAGCUGCUCGACCGGAUGUGUAUGACUCUGGGAGGACGAGUCUCCGAGGAGAUCUUCUUUGGACGGAUCACCACCGGAGCUCAGGACGACCUCCGAAAGGUCACCCAGAGCGCCUACGCACAGAUCGUUCAGUUCGGGAUGAACGAGAAGGUUGGUCAGGUUUCCUUCGACCUCCCGCGUCAGGGCGAGAUGGUUCUGGAGAAACCGUACAGCGAAGCAACGGCUCGUCUCAUUGACACCGAGGUCAGAUCCCUCAUCAGAGAGGCGUACCAGAGAACCCAGCAGCUGCUGAGCAUUAAGAAGGCCGAGGUGGAGAAGGUGGCGCUGCGGCUCCUUGAGAAGGAGGUUCUGGAUAAGAGCGACAUGGUGGAGCUGCUGGGUAAUCGUCCAUUUGCGGAGAAGUCGACGUACGAAGAGUUUGUUGAGGGAACCGGAGGCGAGGACGAGGACACGACUCUACCAGACGGUCUAAAAGACUGGAACCAGGAGAGGACAGAGAAGGAAGAGAGUCAGGACGAACAGGUGGCCCGUCAGAUCUCUGGAGGAAUGCCCUUCUAGAACCUUCCAUGGAUGUCUGGGUUCCACUACAAACACGGACCUAUCAUUCUUGUGUAUAAAAUAUCAUCUGGAAUAUUUCUGAGGUUUAGAACCCUCCCUCCUCACGUAAACAUCAAGAAUUCUUAUUUUUCUGUGGAGUUCUGUACCAAACCCAUAACUGUUACCCUGUAAAGUUCCUCAAUGUUCUGUUGAAUAUCUGGGUUCUUCCACCAACACAAACCCACCUUGUCUCCAUCGGUGAGGUCCAACACCUGCUCCCUGACGUUCAGAACAAUAAACCUGCUUUUUGUCUUUCUGCACCAAAGAUAAACCGUCACCUGAUGAAAUCAACACAUUGUUCUGUUGGAUGUUUGGGUUCUACCACCAACACAAACUGUCACUCAUUCUACAGUCACUUCAUCAAUCUGGUGUAGAACCAACUCACUCAAUUCAAUAACUCUUAACACACACUCCUAAAUCCGACUGCCGAGAAUUACCUUCUUGUACCAACACAUCUUGUCCUAGAACCUUCACCUGAUGGAACCACAGAGUUUACUCACAGGAAACGUUGUAUUAUUUUCUAUGUUGACGCCAAGGGCAGAACUUUCAGAUUCAUACGUUCUUGUCUUUAAGAACUGAUAUAUUACACCUUUAACAUUUACUCUGCUGGGGUCUCACACACCUGUAGAACCACAUUAAUGUCUUCUAGAACCUUCCCACUGAUUUCUUUUGUGCAUUGAACUCUAACAAUGGUUCUAGAAGUUUUCUCUAUAUUAAGUACCAAGUUCGAUAUCACACAGCUGUUCCUAAGCAGGGUUCUACAAGGUUGUAAUUUACAAUUUCACCAUUAAUGUCACUACACUUGACACACUUAACCUCUAGAACCUCUGUUAUUGAGUUCUAGAACACAGUGUUGUUCUCCAGAGAACUGCUCUUUGUAAAAAAUAAGCUCAAAUAUUCUCUGCCUGUGAACACUUGUUCCAUUUCAAGGGUUCUAGUAUCAUCAAAUCCACACUUUCCCUUGACGUAAAACAUUUGCUCCAACGUGGUUCUAGAUAAGUCAUAGAAUAUUAAUACAUUGAGAGAAUGUUCUCUCUUUAGAGCCCUCACAUGUAACAUGUACGUGGUCCUAAUGUUCUACAGGUUGAAACAUAAAUCUUGCAAAUCAGAACCAACAGUAGAACCUUUUUCAAACUAACCGAUGACGACAAACAAGGUUCUCAUUCGCAUCCUGCACAUACUUCUAGGAUGUCAAGUACAAUGUGAGACUGUUUCCAUACAAAGAACUGUUUUACAUCAAAAUACUGGAGAACUCUGUUCAGAACCAGAUGUAGAACUGUCGCAGGUUCUCAAUCAAGAAUUUACAACAGCUGUUGACAAACAACCCGUUCUUCGUUGCGCCCCAAGGAAAGAAAACUGAACUUGUGAAAGAAUAAAAAGGACCUAUCAUUUAUUUAUCAAUGAUUAUUGAUCCUGGUAAUCCGAGGUUCAGGAAGAUGUGGAGAACGUCUGUCUUCAUCUUCAUGACACUGAUCCUGCAGAGCUGAUCACAUAUUGAUUAGUUGAUCAGCUAUUGCUUUACACUGUGUGCAGCUGAGUGUUAUAUGAUGUUAAAUAAUAAUCAUAAUGUAAAUGUGUGUUUUAUGUUUAAAUAAAGCCAGAAAAGCAAUCAGGCUGCAACUCUAAUAAUCAAUAGUAUCAAUAAUGUGGCAGUUAUUAAAAGCUACAGUGCUUUUGUCUGCCACAUUUGAGAGUGAGAGUCAUCGCACAAUGAUUCAUUAAUCAGGAGAAUGUAAAAAACUGAAUAAAACAAACCAUAUCCAACA